ACAAAACUUCAGAGAUCAAAAUAUCUUUUUUGACUUUAAAAUAGUUGUGAAAGAUGAAGCAAUCCCAUGUCACCGUUGUGUACUAGCAGCAUGUAGUGACUUUUUCAGGUGAAGGCACAAUCCAAUUAAGCUGCCUGUAACACCCUGAAUUUGGAGGAUUAUGGACACUCUGUGCAAGGCUAGAGAAGGGUGGAAGUGAUUGUUACCUUCUGCACUCCUCUUACUCUGCAAAGCAGUUGAACACCAUCUUUACCCCUUCUCUAAGUUUGCUCUUACAACGUUGGGGAAGCAGCUGGAAUGGUUAUACCUGGAGAGGGGGAGGAGGGUGCUUUCAGUGCAGAUUCCCUGUUCCAAGGCUGGAACUGAAAAUCCAAAUGAUGCUACAGCCCUCUAGAUACUAUUUAGGCACCAUGGGAUCACUCUGCCCAUUAUGCAAAAUGUUAUCCAAAGUAAAUGUAUUGAGAAUGGUGUCCUUAUCCCUUAUUCAAGUUCUAUAUUUUUUGCUGUUUUAUUCAAGUUUUAUUUUUGCUGUCUUCCUAUUGAUAAUUUUGGUGAUGAUCUCUGCUAUGUUCAUCUUCUGUAUUUCAAUUACAGAGCCAUGUUUGAAGUUAACAUGAAAGAAAGAGAUGAUGGGAGUGUUACUAUUAGUAAUUUGUCACCCAAGGCAGUAAAGGCUUUUCUAGAUUAUGCCUACACUGGAAGAACUGAGAUAACAAAUGACAAUGUAGAAAUGUUCUUUCAGCUGUCGUCAUUUCUUCAAGUUUCACUUCUUUCAAAAGCUUGCAGUGACUUUCUGAUUAAGAACAUUGACCUUGUCAAUUGUUUGCAACUGUUAUCCAUUUCUGAAAGUUAUGGCUCCACUCAGUUGUUUGAUCAUACGCUCAAGUAUGCACAGCACAAUUUUUCCUUGUUGCUCCAAUCAAAUGAUUUCUUGGAAAUGAAUUUUGAGAUAUUGCAGAAAUGUCUAGAAACUGAUGAGUUGAAUGUCCCAGAUGAGGAGUCUGUGUUGAAAGCUGUCUUUUGGUGGACAAAGCAUAACUUGGAAACAAGAAAGAAGCAUCUUUCUUACUUGCUGAAAAAGGUAAGGCUACAUCAGUUAUCUGAGAAGACACUCCAGGACAUCUUGCACUCUGAAGAACAGUUACUUGAAGAUACUGGCUGCUUAGUUAUAAUCAAUGAGGCAAUUAAGAGUGUACAAAUGUCCAGUGGGUUGUUUCCUGAUGCUCGCCCUUCAACAACCGAGAAGUACAUACUGGUUCACAAAACUGAAGAAAAUGGAAUACAUCGACAUACAUUUUGUUACAACAUUAAAACUGAUCAAUGGAAAGAAUUGACACACACACAAAUAAUUGACCUUCCAGGAUCAAGUUUAUCUAGUUACGGUGAAAAAAUAUUUAUAACUGGGGGAUGUGAAGGAAACUGUUUCCGGACAAUUAGACUUCAUAUUGCUGAAACAUUUCACAACGCUACUGACCAAACAUGGUGCUACUGUCCUGCAAAUGACAGUUUCUCAUCCGUAUCAGCUAUGAAGAAGCCAAGGACAAUGCAUACAUCUGUUGUGACCCUAAAUCAACUGUUUGUAAUAGGAGGAAAGACAAGGGCAUCUCAGGGUAUGAAAAGUCUUUUGGAUGUGGAGGCAUAUAAUCCUCUAUCAGGAGAAUGGAAAUCUGUUAGUCCAUUACCAAGAGGCAUUUACUAUCCAGAAGCAAGCGCAUGUCAGAGUAUAAUUUAUGUACUUGGUUCUGAAGUAGAAAUUACAGAUGCCUUUAAUCCAUCUCUUGAUUGUUUCUUUAAAUACAAUGCUGCAACUGAUCAGUGGUCUGAGCUGGUUGCUGAAUUUGGACAGUUCUUUCAUGCAACCUUAAUCAAAGCUGUUCCAGUGAACUGCACAUUGUACAUCUGUGACCUUUCUACCUAUAAGGUUUAUAGUUUUUGUCCAGAUACAUGUGUCUGGAAAGGGGAAGGUUCUUUUGAAUGUGCCGGCUUUAAUGCAGGAGCAGUUGGAAUAGAAGAUAAAAUUUACAUCCUUGGUGGGGAUUAUGCGCCUGACGAAAUCACUGAUGAGGUGCAAGUCUACCAUAGUAGUAGGUCUGAAUGGGAAGAGGUUUCACCCAUGCCAAGAGCCCUGACUGAGUUCUAUUGUCAGGUGAUUCAGUUUAAUAAAUAUAGGGAUCCAUGGCUUCAAUAGCAAUGUGAUAGCGUGAGUUAUAAGCAACAGCAUGUUUUGAAGAUGUAUCUGACUUAAUUUGAAGGAAACCAAGCAUUAGAGAUGCAGACCACCAAGCAUGAUUUUCACAUCCUUCUCAUUUAAUUCCCAUGAAGAAGCAAUGCUUGGUAGAUUACACCUAUAGUUAUAAUGCACUAAAACACCUCUUUUUGAAUUUUCGUAUAAGGAAUUCAAUUCAUUUUUCUGAAGGAUUGAGCAUCAGAAAGAAUGUGAGCUAAAGAAGGAUUUAGAUUAGUUUUCUCCCUUAAUGCCAGUCCUCUGUACCACAUGGCAAUCUACUUUUGAUACUGAAAGGAAUUAUCACAGAAGCAAUUGAUACAGUUUUGAAGGUCAGCUAUAAACAAUUCUUUGGAUCAGUGCAAAAACACUUAGUGGAAUUCUGGGCAGCUCUUUGGAAUCUGGCCACAAUGUUCAAAUGUAAUAGUUCUCAGUUUCUAUAUUCAUUUAUAAACUGCAUGAUAUAAUCUGAAUAACUUUUCAUUUAACACAGUCUUAGGACAAAAUUGUGAUCAUUCUUAGUGAUCAAGAAUGGUGUUGUGGUAUCCAUAAUUGCUUUUGAUAGGCAUAGUUUUGCCCAUAGAAAACAGAGGCAAAAAGUUGGAAGUUGGUCUUUAUAUAUCAUUGAACAAAUAGGCUGAAUGAAGAUAUAAUCGAUUUAAAUUGAUUUCUGGAAUUUGGCUUAAUUCAGUAUUUAUUCCUCCAUUAGAUAUUAAGGAACCCUUACUACUAUUUUGGUAGGACUACUGAAUCUCUUUUUAUCCACUAUUUUUCUCAACUUAAAGUGGCUAAAGUAAAGAGAUGCUGGAUGAAGAAGUUUGUUUCACUUGAAUAUUCAGAGCCACUACUGGUGUGAUAUCUAUUGAGGUGAAUAACAGGCUUUAAUUUGGGCUGUCAUUUCAAUGCUGUUACCUGUAUAUUGAUCAUCUUAUCCUCCUGGUAGCCAUACCAGGAGGAUACCUUUGGCUUGGGUAGCCAUAGACCCAAAAAGGUACACACCCUUUCUGGCCUUGCAGGCUGCAAUGAACUGUGCAAGGAGUCAUAUAUGCAAAUAUUCAUGUCUGGCAAGAGUCUGGUGGGCCACCAGAAAUUAUUUGACUAUACGUUUUGCAUCCCUGCUAGAGGCGAUGGCCAAGAUAGGACCCUUUAUCCUUAUGCAAGUAAGUAUGAAGGAAAGAUUUUAUUUUCUUUGUCUACUAACUAAAAGUUAUGGAAAGCUAUAUAAGAAUAUUUUCUAGUAGAUACUGCAUCAGGCUGUAAUUCAAGCUGCUCUGCCAAAAACACCACCAUCAUCAGCAGCAAUAAAAUAGGAAUUCUAAUACAUCCUUAACAAAAUCAGUACACAAUUUUACAUAGUGCUUUCCUGUUCCCACUGAGGCAAUAUAAAGGCAGCCUUGAAGAUUAGUUUUAUAUAUGAGUACAAUGCAAUUUUUAUGGAGCAGACGGGAAUGGGAGGAAUAUAAUUCUACUUGUACAAGUGUCUACUCUCUAAGGUUUUAAUUCUAAACAUAUUUAAUUGGAGAUUAAUCCUAUUUAAAUCAAGGAUCUUCCUUCUGAGUAAGCAUUCUAAGAACGGGCUGCAAGAAAGAUAUUUUAUCAAUUAGAAAAUAAUUCAGAAUUCAUUUUAAAAUAUAGCAUGGUGUUGCUAAAUUGCUAUUAAUUUAAAAUGUAUUAGGGCUUUUCAGAAUAUGCACUUUCUCACAAAUUAGCUUUGAGACAUCACAACCACCAUUAAAUAGUUAAACUAAUGUUGGAGUAAUCUUUGUGUCUAAUCCAAAACACCUGGAGGACAUCAGGUUUGGAAAAACUGCUGUAAAUAGACUGGGGCCUGGACUUGGAACCGAAUGCUCCUAUUGUUCAUUUUCAUUGUAUGUAACAAGCAGGUUUCCAAUUUAAGCAUUAUUAACGAGUAAUUAGACAAAAUUCCUGUCAGCAUUUGUAAACAUCAUUUAUAGAUUGCUUCUUCACACAGUUACUCUGAAUAUAGAAUUUGAAGCUAUCAGUAAAAACAAUGGGUUGCAUCCAGACUUGGUCAUGUAUCCAGACCCUGAAAAUAAAUGAGACUUAAUUCAUGGAGGACUGAUUUGAUGGGUUUACUCUGAACUUUACUAUGUAUAGAUCCAACCCAAUGCAAACCACGACUUCUUUUGGCAAGUGUAGUCCAAAACAUCAGGAAGACAUCCCCAAUCUUAACCACAGCUGUGGUUACUAUCUUUCCAUUUUUCUUUCAUGUUCUUCCCUAUUUAUUUUUCACUGUAUGGCUUAUAUUCAUGCCUUUUACAGUUACACAACACUCACAAUUUGAAAGUCAUAUGCCUAAAGAUUUUAUUAAUUCUAAUACAACUAGAAGUUAUUAACUUCCAGAUUGCUGCACUGAAAUGGGAACUCCCCUCUGAACCGAGGUCAAUCUGAAAACCAUAUACAUUUAUAUGCUAACCUUGUACUAAGGUAGCAUGUCCAUUACUUCAAAUCACCUUUCCUCUAAAACAGCAUAAAGGAAAAUUCAGUAAGUUCAGGGCUAUUAGAAAAAAUUAAUAACAUUUGUGAGCCCAUUUCUUUAAAACCUACUGGUUAAGCAGUGAUGUCCACAUAAUAAUUAGAAAGGGAUAUAUUAGAACAACAGCUGGAUGAAUGAAUUUCAGUCUGUUUUCUAUCAUGCAUGUUUUUUUAUGCUUAUUAAUAGGGUGCAUCCACAGCAAACUGGGAUAAAUAUCUGCCUAAAUCUUUGCUAUUCAUUACAGAUUAACAUUGUAUUUCCUAUGCACAUUUACUUGGAGUAAUUAUUUCAUUUCUAUACCACCUCAUAGCUGAAGCUAUUACUGAAUUUAAUGGGACUUAUUUCAGACUAAAUUGUUCAGGAUUGUGCUGCACAGAGUGGAAAUCUAAACUGUGAAAGAAGAGGUUAUGGGGCCCAGAAGAAAGCAGUUCCCCUUCCCCAUACUUGGAUAUUCCCACUUAAAUUGUAGCUGUGUAGAUGGUCUGCAGAAUAUAAACUAGUAGUUUGCCCUAAAUCUCAUAUCCUGGAUAAAAUAUAUUGGUGCAUUACAUAAAGACAAGAGUAAUAAUUUUCUAAGGCUACAAUACCAUGCAUACAUAUUGAAAAGAUUCACAUGUCAUGACAAAUAAUGCUGAAUAGUUUCCCUGGUGCAUGUGUCUAACAAACAAUCAGGUGGUUUCUACACUAGCAUGGUUUCUACUCUCCUCACUCAGUCCUCCCACUGUUGGUCUGUAUCCCAUCACCCACCACACCUGAAAUUCAAUCCCAUGAUGGUUGGCUGGAGCAGUUAUUAUACCUGCCACUCUUUCCAGGGCACUCUGUGCUAGCUGCAUACCAUGAUGGAAACCAUGAUGCCAGGUUUGGAUGACCACAGAAAUCUUGGUGAACCAUUGGCACCACAGAACAUUGUUAAUUAGAAAUUAUUGUGGUUUCUAAAACCCAAACAUACUAUGCUGAAAUACCAUGACAGGUUUCAGACAACAUGGUGGACCAUCCUGGGUAAGAAACCACUAUGGCUCAUCAUGUUAUGUGAAUUUGCUCCCUGUGAAGUGAGCCACACAGAAAUCAGUGGGACAUACUACUUAUUAAACAUCUUAUAAAACAUUCUUCACAAACUCAAGCACAAAAAAAACCUGGAGGCCAAAACUGUAACCCAAGAAUGCAAUGUUAAAUAGUAUUAUCUAGCAUUCUAGUGGAUGUGGUACUUUAGGCAUGUGCUAUUGGUCUUACACUAGAAUUGCUUGUGCUAGCUCUACAUUAGGGUCAUACAUGGAGCAGCAGUGCCAUUUAGUGGACUCUUUGGCUUUUUUACUUUGAAUAAGAGUUGCCCUAUUAUAUAUAAAAAAUACUUUUGAACAGUUUCAAAAACGGGAAGUGAGGUUACAGGUCAAGAAGUGCAUGACCAAGGAAGGGCACAGUAAACAUGAAAGAGGUUUUGCUGUUCCUUGAUUUUUAGUCUACAUUACAGUGUAGUCUAAGUUGUAAUCCUAUGUGUAUUUAGAUGUGAAAAAAGUCCUUCAACUCCCAGCAUUCUUCAGCCAGGCUGGCUAGAAAAUGCUGUGAAUCAUAAAAUCUGUCUAAAUAUGCAUAGGAUUGUACCCUAAAUUAAUUAGUUGCAUGUCAGUAUAUAUAAUCUUACUUGCACUAACAAAAUAUAGCUAUUGUUACCAGUAAAGGUAGAAUAUGGCACUACCUAAUGAACAGUAAUAUAAUGUAUAUAAUUUCUUAUUACCAGUCCUUCCUUGAACUAUUUGCUAACUGGUUAUCAAGAUAAUACAGACUAUUUUGCAGUCAUCACAAAUGUCAGUGUUAAAAUGUAACAAGUCACUGUUUGCAUAUUGCCAUUUGUUAUUAAUGCUACACCAAGUCUAUGUACAAAAAAUGGAAUGGAAAUACUUGAACAAAUUUUUCCUGUCUUAACAAAUGUCUGUAAACAUAGCUUGGUAUUACCCUUAGCAAAAUAUAUCUUCCAAACAAAUCAAACUCAUUCAUCAUAUAGGGCAGCAAGUAGGUUCCAUAAUGCUGAAAAAAAUGGAUAUAUUGAAUCCCUGAAUAGACAUUGGGGUUGAAAGAGAUUCUGUCAUGUCAAAGCACACCCACAUGGAGGGAAUGACCCUAUGGUUUCUAGACAUCACCUGAGAUGCCACAGGAUUAUCUGGAUUCCCAGCUCUGUCACUCCAAUCUUGGAGCUGCGGAAGAGAGUGCUGUUCCCUCUCCCCAUCCCAGCUGGCAUGGAAAGAACUGUGCUGGUUGCUCUCCAAAGCUGGGAAAGUUAUCUUGGAGAUGUGAUAAAGGGGGCACUCCAGUUUGGAAAGGAAACUGGAGUGGUCAGGAUACAUGGUAUCCUGAUGCAGCAGUUGUAGCCUCCUUUCUUUCCCCUCUGAAGUACCCAUUAGAUGGCUGAAAACAGCUGUUUGCUCUAAAGCAUGAAGAAUGAAGAAGUUUAUAUUAUCUCCAGCAUUGCCCUACUCUCCAUAGCAUACCCAUAAACAGCCAUUUAGCAAUGGCAUUAGCAAAAUUGCAAAGUGAGCAAAGAGGUGCCUAUCAUCUCCAUUGCUCUUCCCACUCUCCAUAGAACCCCUGUACUCCUGAGUUUGGGGCUUACAGACACCUUGAUUGACCUGUGCUCAACAAUGUUUAAGCCAUAGUCAUGACUUCCUCUAUGCUGGCAAUUGUAGUUGAACGUAUUUGUCUGUGUAUGUUAUGUUGAAGUUUUCUAGCCCCUUCACAGAACUACAGCUCUCGGAGCUCACAGGCUAGGAGCUUUGUCAGGUUAAAUUUGAUAGACACGAAAUCCAAGAAACCAACACGGAGAGAAGUUGCCAGUGCUUGUUAAGGCAACCCAAUUGGCACCAUAGCAGUAUUAUUUUUAAAGUACUAAUAGAUGUACAAAGUGUUUGAAGUGACAUAAAUAUAUGUCAGUACAGAAUUAUAAAAUAGAUGUAAAUUUAUAUUCUAGGAUUUUUUUCACAUUGCAUCUUAUAUUGUAUCUCAAAUCAAGUAUAGGUCAGUAUCACUGAUAAUUCAUAUUUUGUACUUUAAAUACAUUAAGGAGGACCACCAUUGUGCUUAAGAUUAGCCAUGAUAAUAUGAAUGCUGGAAUGUUCAUUAACUUGAAUAAUAAAAUCACUGAGCAUUUAAUUUCCUAUGUUAUGUUUAUGGUGUAUCUCACAAUGAAGAACCA
Molecule: messenger RNA, 7905 nt
Organism: Varanus komodoensis (Komodo dragon)
Lineage: Eukaryota; Metazoa; Chordata; Lepidosauria; Squamata; Varanidae
Gene: KBTBD3
Product: kelch repeat and BTB domain containing 3
Exons: 2
Coding region: 431-2188 (585 amino acids)
Molecular function (GO): protein binding
Source: RefSeq, a predicted model, not a curated record